Molecule: messenger RNA, 255 nt
Organism: Parastagonospora nodorum SN15
Lineage: Eukaryota; Fungi; Ascomycota; Dothideomycetes; Pleosporales; Phaeosphaeriaceae
Exons: 2
Coding region: 1-255 (84 amino acids)
Biological process (GO): maturation of SSU-rRNA; mRNA splicing, via spliceosome
Cellular component (GO): U4/U6 x U5 tri-snRNP complex; sno(s)RNA-containing ribonucleoprotein complex; U6 snRNP
Molecular function (GO): RNA binding
Source: RefSeq, a predicted model, not a curated record
AUGUCCACCAACGGCGAAAGUCCAGCACCAGAGGGCGCUGGCGAUUCGAGAGAUCCAAGUGGGUUUCUGAGCGAGAUCAUCGGUGCUCCUGUCACCGUCAAGCUCAACUCCGGCAUUGUUUACAAGGGUGACUUGCAAUCUGUCGAUGGCUACAUGAACAUUGCUCUUGAACGAUGCAAGGAAGUCGCAGAGGGCCGCGUAAUUCGCAACUGGGGAGAUGCCUUCGUCCGCGGGAACAAUGGUUUGUUUCUCUGA